AUUUAAUCAUUUAAAAAUACGUUCCGUUUUACAUUUACCCCAGUUUCGCUAGCAAUUGCCUUCCUGAAAUGCAUUAAGAUGCAACGUUUCCCCGGGGAAGCGGUUAAACGCAUGCCAUUGCGUUGCUGUUUGUUUACAAACUUCUACGGCUUGCGUCCAUUUGCUCGGGCCAGUUCCAAGCUCCGGAGGCCUGUUUAUUGAUGAUCUCGCAAACCUCCAAGGGCCGUCUGUUGACGGCGUAAUGUGCAAAUGUGUCCGUUUGUUAGAAAAUUGUAGCGAAUCUACAGGCACGUUUCUGUGGCUUUUGUGCCAGCGGAAGUUUGGCGCCCGGCAAUGUUUCUUCUAGUUGUGUCUGUGUGUGGCCCUGCCAGUGUCUAACGAUUUGCAAUGAUCAUGUCUAGUGUGUGUCCAAUCGCUGUAAUUUAGUGUCGAGUGUCAAGUGUUUAUUUAUGAAUCCCACACGCACACACAUGAACCCGUUGGCCCUUUUUAGCGCCAGUGUGCAUCCGGAAAGCGUCACGAAUCGAUUCCCUCCCGGCAGCAUCCUUCUCCCCCCGCCCCAUUUCCCCUGUGUACCGCAGGAAUGGUGGCCCCAAUUUACAAAGACACAACGCACCGGUUCCGAGGAAAAGUUAAACGGUUGCCCCGCAGUAAACAACCCACUGUUGCCAGUGUACACACACACACACACACACUUUCGCAGGGCAAAUUCAAACAAAAGCACCCGUACAUGGCAUGAGUUCAGUUUACCGCGGUAGCCACACCGGUUCCCGUGUAUGCCGCCAGCCCCCAGCGGUGCAUUGUCAUCGCUAGAGAUAAGAUAAAUAGAAGCAGAUAAUCAGAAUCAACAGGUCGGGAGGAAAGGAACGGGCGGGUAGAUGCGGGCGUAGUAAAAGACCGGCCUUCGCCAAAGCCAGCUGAGCCGAGCCGAACCGGUACUUCGUGCGAUGCGUGCGACCACCGUGAGUGACCGGGAGCGUUCAUUCGCUGUUCUGGGGAACUCACGGCAUGAACGUACCCCGUUGUGUGUGUGAAUCAGGACGAAUCAGAACAGAAGUGGAAUUCUUGAUUGUCGUGGAAGGAGAUGAGGGGUUGUGUCACCUGCCAAACCAUUGCUUCUGGAGCAUCCACAAGCCCUACGAAACGAUCGAUCGUACCUACGCCCUUCCCCCGGUGCCGAGUGCCUCCGUUAUCAAGCCGGCAAGCUUGCAAGACGUUGAAUGGGAUGACUCUCAGCUGGAAGUUUGUAGUGGCAGCGGCGACAGCAGCACGUUCAGUACUCGUCGGGACGUCAAUCGCAUCGGAUCUCGGUGGUGUACUCGGUGCGCGCGUGCUUGUGUGUGUGUGGUAUUGUGCGUGCGUGUGUGUGUGCUGACGAAAUUGUGGCCCUUCCUGCGCCCUAGGGGGUUCGCACUGUCCGUGCACGAUUGUGCACGCGCUUGCCGCGCCACGCUACAGAGCGAGACGUGCAUUCGACGCGUGUACGCGAAGUGUGUCUGUGUGUGUGUACUGGAAGUAGUGUGUACCCAUUAGUCAUCUUGCUGGAUGUGGAGGGAAAGAUUUCAUCGAGUUGUGCGUUAGUGCGCACGAUGUGUGAUUGAUGUGCAAGUGUCCAAGGGUGUUUGCCAGGUUUGUGAAAGCUUUCGGGGUUAAACGUCUGCAGUGUGAGAAAGCGAAAAAGAUCUACUGAUUGCAGACGAAGUUUGCUCCAACGGGAAAGAAGUGAAGAGAAUAAAUCAUAGUUCAAUGUACACAGUGUAUGGGUGGCUGGUGUGUGGUGAGGGAUGUGAAGUGAUUAGCGCAUAAUGUAGCAUCAUAUCCGGUCGCCCAUCAUUGGUGCCCAUUCUGGUGGGCGCUUUGGUAGAAAAAGAAAGAGAGGGAAAGAGUAUUAAUGAAAAAGUGUACAUUAACACGAAAAAAUCAUCUGCAUACGGAUUUGCCUGAUCGAUGUUGUUGUUCUUGCUGUUUGGGCGUGAGUGUUUUCGGAAGUGAUUUUCGGUGGAAAGUUUUUCGACGGCGCCUGUGAAGAGCGAAGGAAAGCAUCGCAUGCUUUGUGCUUAGGGAAAGCUUUAAGUGCGCCGGUGUGUGUGCUGCGGUACAUUGAAAAUCACUCGUUGGAUAAUGCAGCAUCGAUGUUAAUGUAACGAGGAGUGAAGUGGAGCCGACUUUCAUCAUAGCUGGCAACUUUGGUUUGGUUUGCGGCUGGUAACGACAGUUUCAACCCUCGACCCCACAGGUUUCGGCAGAUUAAUUCGUGGAAAAAGCUUCUACGACAACUUCCUGAACAACGUGCCCUCGAAGCUCCUUGGCAUAAUUACUGCAACUUCAUUACAUACGGCCGAGCGUACCUCGGUGCCAUUGCAAUGCGAGCGGGCGGCACAAAAUCUCAUCAAGAAUAAUAAAACACCAAACUUCUAGCAGAUCAAACGCUAAAAAUGGAUAACAUUGGUAUGCCAUUACAAUUGAAAGUCUAUUUUAAUCACCAAAGAUCGCUCCUGCACGCGAACCACCUGUUGACUGCUAUGAGGGAAGUUGUCUCCGUGCCACGCCUCUAGGUGUCUUGCGGUGUAAUAAGCGAUCGACCAACACCCACACCUAAAGUCCUUAUUUUGCACCACGGCCAUUCAAAAAGCUUACCAUUCGUGCCGGUGCAUUACACAGCCCGAUGCGAAGCACCGCAAUGGAGGACGUGUACGAGAACGAACCACACGCUCCGGAUCCGGCCGAGCAGCCGAAACCCUUUAACGGCAGCAGCGGCAAAAACGUAUCGCUACGUAUCCUGUCGAUGCCUUCGUCUCCACUUCCACCGGUCGCCGGUGCUGUACCGUCCUCCCCGUCAGCCGUUUCGCUGUCUUCGACGAACGCGAGAGACACGCGCCACCGCUCGUCCAAGGAUCGUGUGUCACGAAAGGCUCGUGUUAGCACCAUCACCAGUCCCGGGGGAAGCGGUAGAACAGACCUGACCCCGGGGGUAGCCACCAUCGAUGAGGGCGGUGCUAGCGACGGUGGCAAUACGCCGUCGAGCCUUGCGCCGUGCAGUAGCGCCGUGAAGAAAUCGAAGGUGGACUUUGUGCGGUUCGAUUCGACCGAGAUCCACUACACCGAAAAUGAGGAAGUGCACAAGAAGAUAUCGGACGAGAUCAAGAGCGCGUGCAAACUCUCCGACAAAAAUAGGGCCGACCGGCUUGCACGACCACGAAUGUCACUGUUGGGGAAGCCGCUCAACUAUAAUCGCGGCUCACGGCGUGAUGCCCGUUAUAGGCGGCUGCAGAGCAGGGUCUACAAUUUUCUCGAGCGGCCCCGAGGCUUCAAAGCGAUUUUCUACCAUGUCUGUGUAUUUUUAAUGGUGUUCACAUGUUUGGCCUUAAGUGUCUUCUCAACUAUUCAGGAAUACGAGGAUCAAGCAAUCGCCAUCUUAUUCGUAAUGGAGAUUAUAGUAGUAAUAUGGUUCUCGAUCGAGUUCUUCCUAAGACUUUGGUCAUCAGGAUGCCGUUCGCGUUAUCAAGGAGCAGUGGGGAGGCUGAAGUUUUUAAAAAGGCCUUUUUGUAUCAUAGAUAUAGUAACGAUAGCCGCCUCCAUAGUGGUGCUCGUAAUGGGAACAUCCGGGCAGGUGUUUGCCACCAGUGCGCUUCGAGGGCUCCGCUUUUUCCAAAUCCUGCGCAUGGUGCGCAUGGACCGGCGUGGCGGCACGUGGAAACUGCUCGGGAGUGUCGUCUACGCUCACAGACAGGAAUUAAUUACAACCUUGUAUAUAGGGUUUCUGGGCCUUAUUUUUGCCUCGUUUUUAGUGUAUUUAAUGGAGAAGGAUGUAAGGGGAACCAAGUUCAGUAACUUUGCUCAAGCGUUGUGGUGGGGUGUGAUAACGCUGUGCACGGUCGGGUACGGCGAUAUGGUGCCGGAGACGUGGCAAGGCAAAAUUAUAGCAUCGUUCUGCGCCCUGCUAGGCAUCUCCUUCUUCGCACUGCCCGCGGGUAUCCUGGGCAGCGGGUUCGCCCUGAAGGUGCAGCAGCAGCAGCGCCAGAAGCACAUGAUCCGGCGCCGGCAACCGGCCGCGACGCUGAUACAGUCGCUCUGGAGAUGUUACGCCGCCGACGAGCACUCGAUGUCCGAGGCGACGUGGAAAAUCCACCAAGUACCUUUACCGUCGCCCCCACCAUCAACCGAUUACUGGGAUAUGCUCCUUGAAAGCUUGAAUAUCCAUAGAUCGAAGCUGGAGGCAGCUGAAAAACUGGCCGCCUCAACCAGUGCCGCGCGGGCGUCAUCUAGCUUCAAGCACAACGCAUCGUUCGUGGCCCGGCUGCCCACGAUCCGGCGGCACAAGAGCCAAUCGCUGCACUCCCCCGGCAACCCGAAGCCCCCGAGCGGCGGAAGUGGCCGGACGGGCCGAUGUCCUCGCGUGACCGACAUCAAUGCUUCAUCGGAAAAUCUGGAAGUGACCAACAAUGGUAGACCCAUGAACCCAAGUCUCAGCGAAGACUCGGUGGCGGAAACGGCACUGUCCAAGAAAAAUUCCGAUGCCGGGCUUGAGCUGGCCUCGGUGUCCUCGAUUCCGGCUGGCGCUGGGCCGCUGGUGGCCACCGGUAACGAUCUGCCGAUCGUUGCUGGCCGCUCCUUCCUGUCGACCGGCGGUGGCGGUGGUGGCCACUUUGGCGGCGGCGGCGGCGGCCCAUCCUCCUCCCGACGCAGCAGCUUCGUCAGCGGCAUCUUCUCCUCGGCCGUGCAGCGGCGCGGCAGCGGACACGAGAGCGCCCCGCACACCACCGUCGCCCUUAACACAGCUGGCGAUGAGAUUGCGCCACAGCCGCUGGACAGGGCGGACCGGCAGGAGCAACCGCACCGGUACCGGAUCGUGCGGUUCAGGACCCCGUUCGAGGCACUGUUUCGCGGUAGGUCGGCCUCGACGGCGAUUGCUGCUGCGGCGGCCGCCACCGUUGCAGCGUCCGGCAGCAGCCAUCUUCCAGACGAAGAUGAGGAACCGAGAUGUGUACAGCUAACGAAUCAGCACAAAGGGGCCAUCCGUUUCAUCCGAAAGAUGAAGUAUUUUGUAGCGCGGCGCAAGUUUAAAGAGGCCUUAAAACCGUACGAUGUGAAAGACGUCAUGGAGCAGUACGCCGCCGGACAUGUCGACCUGCUUGGCCGCGUGAAAAACGUUCAGACUAGGUUAGACCAAAUUCUUGGCAAGCAAGGAUCGAAAUCAAAAGAUGUGUAUGCAUCGAAAAUUAGUUUAGCUUCGCGCGUAGUGAAAAUUGAAAGACAAGUUGACGACAUAGAGACAAAGGUAGAUUCAUUUAUAGAUUUAUACAUGCAGGAUCGGAUGCGUCUUUUAUCACUUCCACUACAUCCUGACACAUCACAUUCCAACAAUCCAAACCUUCCAUCAUUGCCACCGAAAGGCGGUGGUGCAUCGGCUGUAAUCACAUCUGUGACAACUAGUUCUAGUGGUUCGUUGAAACCAAAGCCUAUUUUAGUAGAUAAACAAUUUUCGGAACCGAAUUCACCGAUUGCGAAAACGUUCGAGGAGCAACCGUUGCAGCAGAAACGUCCACCAAUGCAGCGCGGCUUCUCCGAUCUGGGGCACAGGAUUAAGAAGCGCGUCACGCUGAGCUCGAUACCGCCACAGUACGUCGGCAACAGCACCGGCCAGCCAUCGGACCGGGGCGAUGUGGUGAUCGUCGUCCCUAACAUCGAUGCCGAGCACCUGGAACCGGUCGGCAUCGAGGAGCUCGCCUCCGUGUGUAUCGAUACCGAGAUCGAGAUCGAGCCCGGCAGCCCGAAAACCAUCACGGAAAGUUCAAUUAUUAUGAUGGACGAGGAGGACGACGAGGAGGACGAGGAGGAGGACAUCGAGGAGGAGGAUCUGGACAUUGGGGCGGAGAUUGAUCCGGACUCGCCGCCGUGGGACGUGUACGGCGACAUGGACGUCGAGGAUCAGGACGAUACGACGGAAAACACGGCGCUGCUGCGAACCGCCGCCAAGACGGAGAUCAUCGUCACGCCUAUCAGCCCGGUCAGCUCGGCAUUCGAGCUAAAUCGCAUGGACAGUGAGGAGUACCGCCGCUCCAAGCAGGUCGCCGCCAACAACAAUGAGGGCGAACAGCACCAACAGCAGCAGCAGCAGCAACAGAUGCUUGCCAUCACCGGACCAAGCGGCGCGAUGGACUCGCUGAAGCCGGAACGAGCGACCAACGGUUCGGACGAUACAUGAGAAUGGCUGAAACCAUCCCCAGUGGCCAGUCAUGGCUGCACCUCCACGCAGCGCACCUCCUUCCAGCGGUUUCGUUUUCCGUGCCCUUCGUCUCGUCACACUCCCAGCACGCCACCCCGUCUACCAAUCUUCAUCGCUUACGAGCCUACUCGUAAAGCACCAACCCAAUCGAGUGGGCUACUCACCACUCAUCGUAAAGCAGCAACGCCUACCCUCCCGGGGGUUAUUGUUUCGAUGCUUGCUGCUGUGAGCAGAAAUGGUUGCUAAAACCCUCGGCUACCGUUGCGACGGAACCGACGUACCAACACGAACGCACACACGCACAAAACAAAAAAUCACUUCUUAGAGACCUGAUUUCGUUUGCCUCCAAUUGUCCUUCCUAGAAGACGGCCCUUGUUGUCUGUUAAUAGUGUACUGUUGAAUAGUCGUAGCCACUUUCUCGCUCUCUGUCUCACACACACUCUCUCUAGCGCGCCCGUUCAAAGCUAGCAAAUCAUGCAAACGAGUUGGCAGCAAGCGUGAAGCUGUUAAUUUUCUUGUUCAGAUCAGUUUCUAUAGCACCGGAAGUGUGCAUACUCACUCAAUCUUCAUUGCUCCCAAAUGGGCCCAAAAUUGCUCUCUAGAUCGGGUAGAGAGAGAGGCUAACGAACACGCGCACUGUCUGCCGAAACGAUCAUCCCUCGUUCCCAGCUCGCCCAACGGUGCUACGCUUACGCUUUAGUGCAAACACUAAAUCCGUUGCUUAGUUGUACUAGUUACAUCUUCUACUCUAUUGCCCCGUUAUUUCUGGAGUCUAUUGCUUUUCCGAACCAUUGUCACUGGAUGGUGUGUUAGGAACAAAAUGCUAAAUAAGAAAAUAAAUAAUGAAAAAUAUUUACACGAGCUAAAUGAUAAUUAUCGAUCAAUGGUGAGCUGCUCUGAGUGUGAACCAAACGCCACUCAUCUGAUCCCUUUUUUUGCUUCAGUUUCACUUGUACGAUCUGACGUGUUACAUUCGAGUGCUUGUAAAAUAUAUCAACUCAUCCCCAAAAAUGUCCACAACAUCAUUUGGCCCAUUAAAUAAAAAGCUUAAUCCUUUCUCGCAAACAGAUAUGAGCCAGCAGCGUUUGAAAUUUAUUCCGUUUAGUUUUUAACACCACGCACCAACGCUGUUAGAGCGACUGGCUGAAGCCGUAGAAUUAUAGCAAAAAUGAGUAAAGAAAUCGAGAGCAAGCAACACAUUACAGUUACAGUUUUAAUGAUAGGCAUUUUUUCUAUACCUUAUCUUUAAUUCCUACUAGAGUUUAGAGUGGACCGGUGAGUUUGUUAAGAGCAGCGGUUAAGAUUCAGUAGAGCAAAGAACAAAUUAAAAGCGCAGCGCAGUAAAUGAAUCGAACUCAAACACGGUGAAAAAACAUAGCAGAUACUAGUAAAACAACGUAGCACAAACAAACACACUAUUAAAUGGCCAAAAACGGAUUUCAAUAGCAUUAAGAUUAAGCAGUGGGCAGUGGUCGAACAGCAGACGGCAACCCACGAGGAGCUGCACCACCACUGCGGGCGAAAGAUUUCAAUGCGUGCAGUCGAUCAACACACACUUUGCGAGCUACGAGCGCGAACCAUAGAGGCACACUGCUUCCGUUCACGUGCGGAUGGGUGGUAUUGAUAUUGAAACACAAAAGAACAAAAUGUCAAUUAUUAAUCUUAGAAAUGAGUAAGUGACCAACAGGCGAUGGGUGGUCAGCGAAACGGCAGCACAACUCAACUCGCGCACAGCACAACAAAAUAAUGACAUAGCACACAUGACACAUACUAACGUACUAGCAUGUCUGCGGUUCGGCUUCAGUUCGUUCUGCCGUUGUUAUCAUCCAGCAGGGUUCAGGUGACAUGCUAAGAGAACACAGUAUAUAAUAUAGGUUUAAGGGUAGCAAUUAUGAUUUCAUGAAAAUUCUUUCAAACGCAAAACAUAAACAAACAAACAAACAAACAAACAAACAAACAAGUAUUUUACUUUCAACGGCAAACCGUCAGCCACCAGGGCUAGUAAACUUCGCCUAUGUAAAACAUAUUUCUAACCUGGUGGGGUUUGUUGUUCAUUUUAGCAAAGACUUAGAUAACAAAUACGAAACUACACGAAAAAAGACAACCACUACACACAUUAUGGAAAUGGAAGUUUAAAAAACAUCUUAACUCUAAGUAAUCUAAUGCUCGAUAGUAAAGAAGGUAGAAGGAAGAAUAAAAUAAAAAAAGGUAAAUGUAGAGAUUAAAGCCCCAAACUAUUGAACCUAUGAAACAAAAAAGCACACUAGAGCAAUGCGAAUGAUAAAGAAAGAGAGAGAGCGAAAAAAAUAGAAAAGAAAAUGAAAGCAUAACGAAAGUAUAAACAAGAAAACGCACAUCACUCCGAACAAGUGCAGACAAUAACGAAACGAAAGUAGUGCGAAGCGCGUAAUGCUUGCAACAAAACAGCCACAAAACGAACAAAUAAUAUUUAUAUUCUGUUGUAGACACUUUCACUGAUUCAACACUUAUUAGCCCUAAAACAAAACAAAGCAAACAAACAAAAAAACACUAAAACCGACAGGUGAAGGUUACUAUUCUUCAAAUGGCUUAAGUAACUGCUCGCGGUACUGUACCCUGUCUGUAGGGGGUUUGGGAUGGACAAAAUCAAACCAACAAACAAGGGAGAAAUAUAUAAUCGCACACUUGACCGGUUGGCUUGGUAAGUGUAUAUGAAAGGUAAUCAAAACGCAUACAAAAGUAGCACAAAAACAACAAACACACAAGUAAAUGCAAGUAAAUGCUGAACCCCAAAUGCCAUCAAAAUACACUCGUGAUAUUACAAACAAAAACAAGAGAACGGACAAGGUACGCACGAAGGUGAAAUGGGAGCUCCACGACAGCUCGUCCGUUCGAAGGCUAAUGAAGAUGGAGUAAUAUAGCAAAUAUGCGCUGCUUCAGUCGAACGAGCAUACAGAUAGUUAAUGAUAAGAUUACGCUAGGUUUAGUUAGUGUGGUAAGGUUAGUAUCGGUAAGAUUUAGCCGGGAUUAAGAGUUUCACCUAGAUCAAUGUUAUUUAGAAUCAGUUAUCGUUGCCAACUGAUGAUAUUUUGCUCCCUCCUAUUUGCAAGAAUUUUUGUAUUGUUUUAUUCUCGACUUUUUUUUUCUUUCAAUCAACGUAUUUUUUGUAUAGUUUAUGAAUAAAAGUUCAACUAUCACGUUUUACUUAUUGUUUUAAUUAUAGUUCAGUUUGGUGUUUUUGCUUUAUCCAUAUAGUUUUGUUUAAAUUGUUUUUGUUUUAUGUUUUUUUACAUUUUUUUCCUUUCUUUUCCAAAAUUCUUUCUUUCUAAUGAAUUUUACUGAUUCUCUACUAUGUCUUUUGUAUUCAUCUGCCCGAAUCUGUGGUGAUUUGUCUUCGUUUUGUUGUCAUUUCUUUAUUCUCUAGCAUUGCUUUCAUCUUCUUUCUUCCACCUUACUUUACUUCACUUUGCAAUCAGUGGAGUGCAACGUAAACUUCUUCCUUCAAUCGAUCACGGCGCUCACGGAUACACUAGUGAUGUAAGACUGUUCAACCUGUACAUAUAGCGAGCGAUGCAAAAACUCAACCAAGAGACGGAUAAAACGUUGUAAAUUUCACUAAUCAAAAAGGAAACACAGUUUUAAGGCAAAGUUUCAGCAACCCUGUACAUAGCGAAUGGUGUUUGCUCACCGGCAAGAAAAAUACCCGUUACAACUCCUAAAAACUGAUAGUAAAUAUAGAUUUAAAAAUCAUAAUGUUUACAGCAGUUCCUCAUCCCAAAUGCACUAAAACCUCUCCCACUGCGAAUGUAUAGCAACAUAAAAGCAACAUCGUUGUCUCGAUAAGCUCAUAAUCGUUUAUCACAGUGCAUAAUGGAUGUCCUAUUCCAACCAUUGGUAAGGAGGUAGACUUCAAUGGAGAAACAAAAUUUUAAUUACUGUGAAGUAGUGUUUCGCUUUAUUGUUCCAUACACAUUCGUUGCUUCGGAUUAGCAGGUAGUCGUUUGGCUGUUAGCUUCGUAUAGGGUUUCCCUGUUUUGGUUGUUUCCUUUUACCCGUUGAAUGGUGUUAGAGUGUAAGCAACGCAAAUAGAAGAAGCACACACACUAAAAAGACUAGGAAUUUGUUUUGUUCGAAAACAACACAGGCACUCUUUGAAAGCAGGCGCCAAGCCGUUUGACUAAACCGUCCCUUACGUUUCCAGGUCUGUUCAGUUGUCAAAGUUCCUACAACCGUGCUAACGGCUACCCGACCAGUGCAGUAGUCGGCUUUGGUGGUGCUUAAAGUCACCUGGUUUUAUCAAAUAGAGAGCAAAUUGAACAUAUUUCGAUGCUGAACAUUGAUUCCCAUAGUAUCCAUAUGUAAUUAUAUCGUAACUUCUGCCUGCGCGAGCAAGGAGAAACGGCAGACACACAAAAAAAUAAACUAUCUAUAAAACUAAAUAUAAAGAAAUAAAAAGAUAGGGAAGAAGAUAUGAUCGAUGGUUGGAAUAGUGGAAAGUAGAAAGCGAGAAGGUUCUCAUCGAACGUAUUAAUCGUAGUUGAGCCAACAUUUACUUGAAACAAAACUAUUUUUCGUUCAACAAACAUUAUUAUAUGUGUCCCUUAACAUCAACAGACGAAUUAUCAAAUUUAGUUUAAAUUAACUGUAAGAUUAGAUUAACCAAUAAUACAGUUUUUACGUUCUUCGAUGUGUUGUUCCACUUUGUUUUACUUUUAAUUUUUUUGUUUUAAGAACGGCUUUGUAACUAUAGUUAUUCAAAGUAAAUCGAAUAUCCUAUCAUUUUAUUACUUCUUAUUUACUUUCCUCUAUGUUUCAACUCCCUUAAUGAUUUUCAGUUUCAAGUUUAUUACUUAUUUAUUUAUUACUGAUUUAACAAACUUUUCUCACACACACACACACACACACACACACACACACACACACACACACACACACACACACACACACACAGUUUAACACGUUCCUAUCUUUCAAUUUUUACUUUACUUUACAAAACCAAUUUGAAAAUACAUGAUAACUUUACAUAAAAAAUAAAGGGAUCACAGAAAAUGGUACAAGAGCUUUACAUGAACUUAAAUGUAAGAAAUGAACUAAAUAACCAUAAAUAAUGAUGCUAGCGAUCGGAGAGACGAUGUUAUUUAAACCCAAACUAUAGAAGAGGAAAACAGAAACAAAGCAAAAGAGAUAAAACUAUUGACCCUAUACACAAUUAAAGCACAGCUGUACACUCCACUGCGAACAUGUUCUAUGUAUGUAAGGUGUAAACUAACAAAUGGAAGGAAUGAGUUUUUAGGUGCAGAGUAUUUAAAAAAAAAAAACACACACACACACACAUAAUUUCUAUGCUUAGGAGGUGGUCAUACAGGCUUAGAGAGAACACAAAUAUCGCACUAACUUAGAAAGAAAAUAACUCUUUUUUUACAAAAAUUUAUGAAAAUAUAGAUAAAGAGUACAGAAAUUCAUCACUAAAUUGAACAAAAAGAACAAUUUUAGGUAUGGACUGCUUUUGUGUAAAUUUUACCUUAAUUUUGCUCAUUUCCAAUGCUUAGAAUGCUUAUUAUUCAGUGGUCAUUUCGAAAUACAUAGUUACUAAAAGUAUUGUAGCAGAGAAUUUUAUCACAUUUUCUUCCCUGUUUUGAGUGAGGUUUAUUGUUAGUGGUAGAAGCAGAUUUGCAAACAGUAAACUAGCAAACUAAGUGCAGAUAUUAUAGCGAAACGAAUCCAGCACAACUAUUCAUUAUUAUUGCCAAGGCUAGUUAACUAAGAAACAUAUAUCAUAGCGCAAUGUAUAAUACGGUGACAUCUUUCCACAGUAGCCCAGAGGUGUGUGUAUAUAAGAAAACAUCUUAGCUAAGAGUAUAAAUCGUGUGAUGCGUUAGAGAGCCGAUCGGAGAGCAAAUUUAGCAAAAAAGUUAAAACGUAGAUAACAACUUUAUUAAAAAGUAAGACACUGAGAAAGAGAGAGGGAGAGAGCAAGAGCGAGUGCUAAAGUUAUAAGCUGCUUCCAUUAGUGCGUUCAUUUUUGCAAACUUAAAUUGAAAGGUUUAGGCGCAGUAGUAGUCGUUUCGGCACAUUCAUUCAAGUUAGCAGGCAGCAUGCGCAGCAACAGCAAAAUAAAACAAUAAAUUUUAAAGAAAGCAUUGCCAAGAAGCGGACGUGCAGAUGUAUUCUUACUAACCGGAUCGGCGCCUAAACACGACACAAUUAGAAAUGAUGUAAUAAAACAUAAAUAUUUAAUGCCUGAAGCGAAAGCAGCGUGCGCAAGCUGUAAACUAUUGACGCAAAACCGUAGCAGCAGCAGCAGAAGCAGCAGCAGAAGCAGCAACAGUAGCAGUAGUGUUAAUCGAUAGUAAUCAAUUAUAUACUUAACACUCACACCCGACACAAACGCCCGACCGGACCGGUGUGAGGGUUUCUGUUUCGUUUUAAACCAUUCGUUUCGUCAUUAUCAAAAUGUGAUACAUUAUUACGAUUAGUCAUGCUGAUGGGCGCUGCGGCCAGCAGCCGAGACGCAUCGGAAGCGCCAGAUACAGACGCAUGCAAACCAUACCUAGAUUACCCAUACCCAUAGGACACUCUAAGACAAACGACAUAAAGACAAGAAGAGCGGCAACUCUUCGGCAGGAGGGGGAGGGGGGGGGAGGAUAGAGAUGGGUCAGAAGCGAGAAGAGAAGAGAUCCCGAGAUGAGCGCUAACGAAACACAAAACAUGUAAAGUGCAUUGUAGCAUAUUGCAGCCGCGUCGCCAUGUACUGUGUAAUAUUUCCCCCCUCGAAAAUAAUGGCUCGCUACAAAGCUGCGAACUUACAGACUCACACAGAUACACACACACACACAUACACAAACCCAUGAACCCAUUCCCAGGAUGAAGAGACACAUAAGCCAGCAGGAGGAGUAGAGAAAACGGGAACUGGAAAUCAAACCCAACAUUUAUCAAACUUUAUUAUAAUAAACAGAGAUAUUGUAGUGAACAAA
Messenger RNA from Anopheles arabiensis, 13179 nucleotides. RefSeq names its product potassium voltage-gated channel subfamily KQT member 1 (gene KCNQ). Lineage: Eukaryota; Metazoa; Arthropoda; Insecta; Diptera; Culicidae. Gene Ontology annotation, cellular component: membrane. Gene Ontology annotation, molecular function: voltage-gated potassium channel activity. The record is from RefSeq and is a predicted model, not a curated record. The coding region runs from base 2666 to 6205 and encodes 1179 amino acids. The transcript has 27 exons. Gene Ontology annotation, biological process: transmembrane transport; potassium ion transport.